Aspergillus tubingensis is the source of this 2004-nucleotide messenger RNA. Its product is annotated as fungal specific transcription factor domain-containing protein. Gene Ontology annotation, biological process: DNA-templated transcription; regulation of transcription by RNA polymerase II. Bases 1 to 2004 code for a protein of 667 amino acids. Gene Ontology annotation, cellular component: nucleus. The transcript has 4 exons. NCBI's taxonomy places the organism in Eukaryota, Fungi, Ascomycota, Eurotiomycetes, Eurotiales, Aspergillaceae. The record is from RefSeq and is a predicted model, not a curated record. Gene Ontology annotation, molecular function: DNA-binding transcription activator activity, RNA polymerase II-specific; zinc ion binding; RNA polymerase II cis-regulatory region sequence-specific DNA binding.
AUGUUCCCCGAUUUCAACGCCCAUUUGCAUGAGUACUAUCGGAACAAGCAAACUCCCACCAACCCAGGAUUCACGGAUUACCUAUCCUUAAGACGACUAAAACAUGAUCUGAGGGGACCUGAGAGACGACGACAGAGCGACCAGCCACCCUCUUCAAAACUGAUUGGAUUAUUGCCUGAUCGUCCUCUAGCCGAAUACCUGAUGCGAUCAUACUUCUCAACCUUCGAGACAACAUUACGCAUACUGCACGUCCCAUCAUUCAUCAGCGAAUGGAAUGCGUUCUGUGAUCGUAGCGUAUCCCACGCUGACGGAUUGCUUAAUAACAAGUCUGACAUCUUUAUCGCAAAACUCCUGAUGUUAAUGGCAUGCGCCAGCUGCUUCGCUACCGAGAACACAGAACCACUGGCAUCAGCAGGCUUCAGCCCGCAGUCACUGAUACAGACAUGUCAUACUUGGAUCUCAGCAGUCACCACAUGGCUAGCAGCCAUGACAAGCCACGCCCAACUGAAUCUGGAUGUGAUCCAGAUCAAAUGCCUACUGCUCCUUGCACAGCAAGCAACCGCCCAAGAUGGCGAUCUUGCCAGCCUAGCAUCCGGCUCACUACUCCGCGAAGCGCUGCUCAUGGGCCUUCAUCGGGAUCCAUGCAAUUUCCCCAACGUCUCCCCAUUCUGGGCUGAACUGCGCAAACGUCUCUGGCUGACCAUCAUCGAGCUGGAGCUCCAAGCCUCUCUGUACAGUGGGAUACCAUUGGCAGUAUCAUGGGACGAAUUUGACAGCCCUUUGCCAUCUGACAUUGACGAUGAGGACAUUACCAUCGACUCGCUCCAUCUACCUCCCUCGAGGCAAUCGAAUACCCUAACCAGAACAUCCUUCCAGAUUGCUCUAGCGCAGACACUAGAGACUCGAAUAGCUAUAUCCAAAAUGGUCAAUCGGGUACGCCUGAGCGCGACUUACAACAAUGAAGUCACCACCCUCAGCGAACGCCUGACAACAGGACUGGCGCAGGCUCCAGCAGACCUUCGAGACGACACCAGUACAUCACCCUCACCUAAUGACAGCAGCGUCAACACACUGUUCCGCCGCUCAUUCUUCCUCUUCUUGCACUACCGCAGCCUCCUUGCCCUCCACCGACCCUUCUUCCUGCGCUUCACAGAAACCCAACUCGACCAGGAACCCUUCAUAUUCUCGCGACGAGUUUGCGUCCAGACCAGCCUAGCUUUGCUUUCUCAGCUAGAGCGCUUUCCACACCACUGCCCCAACAACAACCAGCCAUCAGCACCACUACCUAACAACGACAACCAAUUCUCCCCACACAUACACCACCUCAAAGGCGGCCUCUUCCGCGACGACCUCUUUCACGCGGCAGCAACAAUCUGCUUCGAGCUACGCUUACAAACCAAAUCCCAUGACCGAGUAUUCAAUAUACCUUUUCCGGGGAGUAGUAGUAUCUCGAACUACAUGGAUCAAAGCGUGUAUUAUCAGCGGCUGGCGCUGUUCGAGAGCGUGGAGAACACGAUUAGGUAUUUUGAGGGGAAGGUGAGAGUGGAGAAGAGGGCGACGAAGAUGUUUAGUAUGUUGACGAUUCUUUUUAUGGUGGUUAGGAGUGAGAUGGUAGCUGUUAAGGAUGGAAGUAUAGAUGGGGGUGGGGGUGAGGAGACGGUGCCGUUGGGUGUCGAUGAUGCAUGUCCGGUUGCUUCGAGGAGGUGUAGAGAUGUGUUAUUGGAGGGACAUCAACGUCAGGAUGAGGGGAGAGGAAUAGGACACUUUGCGGAGGGAGAGGGUGGUGGGGUAUAUCAAGUGGCAAAGUCUUCGCAAACGCAAGGUUUGAAACUAGAUACAGCUGUAGAUGCGUGUCAUCAUACGAAUGCCCCGCGGCCAGUGGCUUGGGAUGAUGCUGCAGCUGAUGAUCUGAGACAGCUUGACUUCGACUGGUGUUUCGCGCUUGAUCCGCUGUCGCCUUAUCCGAUAAAUAAUUGGGCGGAUUUGGAUCCUCUAAUAAUGUGA